Molecule: messenger RNA, 1059 nt
Organism: Xyrauchen texanus (razorback sucker)
Lineage: Eukaryota; Metazoa; Chordata; Actinopteri; Cypriniformes; Catostomidae
Product: piggyBac transposable element-derived protein 4-like
Exons: 2
Coding region: 70-1059 (329 amino acids)
Source: RefSeq, a predicted model, not a curated record
ACUGCUUUCACGUCAUCCUUUCGUAACAUCUUUGUGCCCUACAGGGAUCUGUGUGUCGAUGAGUCAUUGAUGAAAUUCAAGGGUAGGCUGUCAUUUCGCCAGUUCAUACCAACUAAACGCCACAGAUUUGGGGUCAAAUUUUUUGUGUUAUGUGAUGUGCUUACCGGUUACGUGCAGAACAUUAUAAUAUAUACAGGAUCCACCACCGACAUCCAGCACUAUGAAGGCCUUGGAAUCUCUGGGUCAGUUGUUAUGACAUUACUGGCCCCAUACUUGAAAAAGGGUCACAUCCUGUUCGUGGACAACUGGUACAGUAGUCCCACACUGUUCCAGCACCUCCUGUCUCUGGACACAGGAGCUUGUGGGACAGUACGAGCCAACAGGAAGGGAAUGCCAACAUUCACCAGCAAAAUGACAAAGGACCAGGUUGAAUGUAGAGAAAAUGGAACACAACUGGCAGUGAAAUGGCAUGACAAGAGGGAUGUUCAUCUUCUUACCACGGUCCAUCCAUCCACCAUGUCAGCCACUGGAAAGGUUGAUCACAUCACCAAAGAAAGGAAGAUGAAGCCUCUCUGUGUGCAGGAAUACAACAAAAAGAUGGGAGCAGUGGACAAGGCUGACAUGAUGAAAGGCUUUUUUGAUUGUACCAGAAAAACCACCAAAUGGUACAAGAAAGUCUUCUUUUACCUCCUUGACACAGCCGUACUGAACAGCCACAUUGUCCACCACCAACUUACGGGAAAAGUCAUCACAUCCCUGCAAUUCAGGAUGAACCUGAUGAGAGGACUGCUGGAAGAGCACAGUACACCUCGGUGUCCAUCCAAAGCAGGCCACCCUGCAUUGGACACUCCACUGCGUCUGACAGCAAGGCAUUUCCCCUCCGAAGUCCCUCAGACAGCUUCCCAGGGCAGCAGGACCAGGCGGCACUGCAAGGUCUGCCUAUCCAGCACUCGCAGGACAAAGCAGAGGCGCCUCACCAAAUUUAUGUGUGUGCCAUGCAACACUCCCUUGUGUGUUGCCCCAUGUUUUGAGGAGUACCACACACUGAAGCAUUACUGA